Molecule: messenger RNA, 1464 nt
Organism: Anneissia japonica
Lineage: Eukaryota; Metazoa; Echinodermata; Crinoidea; Comatulida; Comatulidae
Product: extracellular tyrosine-protein kinase PKDCC-like
Exons: 5
Coding region: 200-1288 (362 amino acids)
Biological process (GO): protein phosphorylation
Molecular function (GO): ATP binding; non-membrane spanning protein tyrosine kinase activity
Source: RefSeq, a predicted model, not a curated record
CAAAACAAAACAAUCUAUGGAACUGUGUAAAGCAGUGAAGGUAUAGUAAAGCUCCAAGCCAGUUGAACUACGUUGUGGUCUUUAAUAUACAGGUGCAGCGGUUUGUCUUCAGAUUUAUUUGAUUCUGACAAGCAGAAUUUCUCCAGCUGAUAACAGUGUUCAAAACCAAGACUAGUUGGCCAUCAGGCGUCGUCGAGCGAUGGGAAUGCCGCUUUGUCGGUUACGAUAUAGGGGAAUUAUCACACUGUUUAGCCUUAUGACCAUCUAUAUAUAUUACUGUGUAAUCCAGCUAGCAAUUGAUGUGUAUGACGAAGACAAGUUCUAUCAAGUGAGAAAAAAUAAUGUGCGGAACUUACGGACACCAUCAGUAGCUUUUAAUCAAUCGAAGGUGCACAAUUCAACCAACGAUGGGAAUUUGACUACAGUUGAAAAUAUAGCACACCAAGUAAUUAACUGCACUCAGUGUGAGCAUAAACAAGAAUUUUCAUGUAGAAAUGUUUCUGAUAUUAGGAUAUUUUCAAGCCUUGGUCAUGGCACAACGAAAGAGGUAUUUCGCGGGAAGUACGAUGGACGAGAAAUGGCGGUCAAAAUGGUGACUUCUAAAGUUUUGGACGUUAAAAAAUGUCUGGAGAGGAAAAUGUUUUGGAAACGAGAAGAGUGUUACCUAUUAGCAAAUUACAAGAUUCUUAAGGAGAUUUUAUUUGUGCGGCAGUUACAGCACCCAAAUAUUCUACAGUCGAUAGGUUAUUGUGUUCGAAAUGAGAUAACUUCAGGUCGAGUUGUGGACCAUGGUGUCAUCUCCGUUACAGAGCUAGGAAAAACAUUUAAUCUAAACAAGUACAGCAGACUACCAUGGGAACAGAAAAUGAAGACCACAAUCGAACUGCUGGAUUUACUAGACUAUUUCGCGCAUUCUCCGAUCGGCUCGCUGAUCAUGACCGACAUAAAAACGUCACAGUUUCUCGUCGUCGGGGACAAGGUUAAACUAGGAGAUAUGGACGACGUCUCCAGCGAGGAAAAGAAAUGUGAAACUAGCAAGGAUUGUUACCUGGACAACAGAAACUAUGGUAUUCAGUGUGUGGGGAACAUAUGUAGAGGGAUUAAUUCCAAAUUCAACUUACAUUAUUUUAACAAGAAGAUAUUUAGCCUAAUUCUAAAAACAGCACCAUCGAAAUCUCUGACGGAUGAAACCACUAGCGCGUUAAAUCGUAUUAAACAUCCGAAUUCAACGGCCGUCCAGAUCAAACAGUCCCUUCAACGAAUCUUGCUAAAAGCAACCAAUCCAUGACAGUACAAGCAAACGCUACAGAAUAACACAGGUUUAAUUUCGGUUGUACACUGAUUUCAAUUAAAAACUAGUGACCUACUCAGCUGGUUUGAUAAAGACAUGUUAUUUUCCCGGCGGCCUAUUCGAAAAAAAAAAAAAAAAAACUCCUAGAAACUUAGCGAUCAAGAAGGAGCCAU